GAGCGAAGCCAAUCUAUAAGCAGCGGUUUUUUUGUUAUCUGCCGGCUAGCUAGCUUUGCUUAAGUUAGGUGGGCGGCUGUCCCGUGCGCUUUGCUUCCCAGGCACCAGCUCAGCGCACGACAUGCUCGAAUUACGCGUCUGCCGCCUCACCUCCUCCUCCUCGCCGUCGCGCCCUCCGUCCGCUGCGUCUCCCUCUGCGCGCUGCUCGCUAGCGCUCCCGAUGUUUUUCACCAUGGCGGCCCGCACGCUUCGUUCCCGCUUCUUUACCAACCCUUAUAUACCCGCCUCACUCCCCUCGUCCACCUCCUCGUGACACCUAUAGCUUGCUCGCUCUCCUCGCGGCACAGGUUGCAGCAGGGCGCGCGCGCACACAAAUCGAGACGCUUUGGUUGCUUGCUUGGGGAAGGGGAGGCAGAUACCUGCGUGCAUCAUAGAUAGGUAGGUGCGUAGGUGCACUGCAGAAGCCGAAUUUGGGUGGGCACAUGUCAGUAGGUGCCCAGAUAGAUGGUCGUGCCCUAAGGGUUCAUGGCUGAGCAGCAGCCGCCGGCUGCGUCGUCGACAACGCCGCCGACCCACCAUCCUCCUUCCCCGGUGGUGCAAGUGGAAGCGGGGCACCAGGCUUCGGGUUCGGGCCCGCCGGCCGCGCCUCAUUCUCCUUCUCCGGCGGUGCAGGGCGACGGGGCGGCGGCGGUAGGUGCCGCGGCGCCGGGGAUGGCCACCGCGACGAGCUCGGGGGAGCCGUCGCCGCGGUCGUCCGGGAAGCACGCGUUCUACCGCGGCAUCCGGUGCAGGAGCGGCAAGUGGGUGUCGGAGAUCCGGGAGCCCCGCAAGGCGCGCCGCAUAUGGCUCGGCACGUACCCGGCGGCCGAGAUGGCCGCGGCCGCCUACGACGUCGCGGCGCGGGCGCUGCGCGGGGCCGACGCCGUGCUCAACUUCCCCGCCGCGAUCGCCUCGCGCCAGGCCCCAGCCUCCGCGUCCCCCGCGGACAUACGCGCCGCGGCGGCGGCUGCCGCGGCCGCCGCGCAGCUUGAGCACCCGCCGCAGGGUGGCGAGGCUGCCGCCACCGCCGAUCCUCUCGCCGGGGCUCCGGACCGGCACCAGCACCCCGGCAUGGGCAGCGCUGCAGCCGACGCGGCGGGCUACGCCCAGGAGCCGGGAAUCGGCAGCGACGAGUUCAUGGACGAAGAGGCCAUCUUCGAGAUGCCGCAGCUCCUGCGGAACAUGGCGGCGGGGAUGAUGAUGAGCCCGCCGAGGCUCAGCCCCGACACCUCCGACGAGUCGCCGGACCCGUCGGAGGCCGGGGAGAGCCUCUGGAGCUACCAUGACCCCUAGAUUGCGCAUUGCUAACAUGGCCUAGUCCAUGGCCUAGUGUGGGAGCAGGAGGAGGUACACAUACAUGGACCCCGGCCGUGCAUCGCAGCAGCGUCCUCUAUCCGGUAAUACAAGUGUAUGCCAUAAGCGUAGUGGGACAUGCAUGCUCCCUAGCAAGAGUACUAGUUACCGGAGCAUCCAUUUCAAGCAGUGCUAGUACUACCAUUUUCGAAUUUUAUAAUUUUCCAUUUCUCUCAUUCAUUCAGUAUUCAUCUCCUAUUUCUAUUUUGAAGUGAUUCGAAAUGAUUGAGCAAAGCCCAAUUCUAGUUUUGGUGUGAGAUCAAGCUAGCACAUGUUUUUGAUGUGCCAAGUGGAUCGUAGGGGCGACGCUACUCAGUAUAUAUAAAUAUCGAUAAAUGUGUGGAUGACAUUGUGUCUGAGGACAAGAAAAUUAUUUUGA
Molecule: messenger RNA, 1771 nt
Organism: Panicum virgatum (switchgrass)
Lineage: Eukaryota; Viridiplantae; Streptophyta; Magnoliopsida; Poales; Poaceae
Product: ethylene-responsive transcription factor ERF027-like
Exons: 2
Coding region: 526-1332 (268 amino acids)
Biological process (GO): regulation of DNA-templated transcription
Molecular function (GO): DNA-binding transcription factor activity; DNA binding
Source: RefSeq, a predicted model, not a curated record